GGUAUGAAAAAAUCAGCAAGAGGAUCACAGAACCUAACAGCAGCCUGUCUGCAGUGCAGUUCUCUCCCUUCUGCUGGACUAACACAGAGAGAAGCCACCAAAACUGAUCGACAGCAAGUGGAGAAAGAAAUCCAAAUUCAUACUGAAGAAAAAUGUUUGGAAUGUGGCAAACAAUUCAUACAAAAAAGUGAUCUUAAUAAGCAUAUGAAGAUUCACAAUGGAGAAAAAGCACAUUGUUGUCAUGAAUGUGGUAAGUCGUUCUCACGUAUAAGCAAUCUUCAGACACACAGAAGAAUCCACACAGGAGAAAAACCCCAUUGCUGUCCAGAAUGUGGUAAGUUGUUCUCAAGGAGAAGCCAUCUUCAGAGGCACAGAAGAAUCCACACAGGAGAAAAUCUUCAUUGCUGCCCAGAAUGUGGUAAAUCGUUCUCAAGUAGAAGGCAUCUUCAGAGUCACAGAAAAAUCCACACAGGAGAAAAACUUCAUUGCUGCCCAGAAUGUGGUAAAUCGUUCUCAAGUAGAAGGAAUCUUCAGAGUCACACAAGAAUCCACACAGGAGAAAAACCUUAUUGCUGUUCAGAGUGUGGUAAAUCGUUCUCACGUAUAACCACUCUUCAAACACACAGAAGAAUCCACACAGGAGUAAAACCUCAUUGCUGUUCAGAAUGUGGUAAGUCGUUCUUAAGGAGAAGCCAUCUUCAGAAUCACAGAAGAAUCCACACAGGAGAAAAACCCCAUUGCUGUUCAGAAUGUGGUAAGUCGUUCUCAAGGAGAAGCCAUCUUCAGAGUCACAGAAGAAUCCACACAGGAGAAAAACCCCAUUGCUGUUCAGAAUGUGGUAAGUUGUUCUCAAGGAGAAGCCAUCUUCAGAGGCACAGAAGAAUCCACACAGGAGAAAAACCCCAUUGCUGUUCAGAGUGUGGUAAAUCAUUCUCACUUAUAAGCUAUCUUCAGAACCACAGAAGAAUCCACACUGGAGAAAAACCUCAUUGCUGUUCAGAAUGUGGCAAGUCGUUCUCAAGGAGAAGCGAUCUUCAGAUGCACAUAAGAAUCCACACAGGAGAAAAACCUCAUUGCUGUCCAGAAUGUGGUAAAUCAUUCUCACGUAUAAGGUCUCUUCAGACGCACAGAAGAAUCCACACAGGAGAAAAACCUCAUUGCUGUCCAGAAUGUGGUAAAUUGUUCUCAGGUAGAAGGCAUCUUCAGAGUCACAGAAUAAUCCACAGAGGAGAAAAACCUCAUUGCUGUUCAGAUUGUUGUAAGUCGUUCUCCAAAAGUAGCCAUCUGCAGAGGCACAGAAGAAGCCACACAGGAGAAAAACCUUAUUGUUGUCCAGAAUGUGGAAAACAAUUUUCUAACAAACUCAGUUUUCAAAGGCACACAGAAAUUGAUAUUGGAGAGAAGGCAUAUUGCUGUUCUCAAUGUGGAAAAAUGUUUUUCAACAGUACGUGUUUUCGAGUACACACACAAACUCACACUGAAGAUAAAAUGCAGUAUGUCUGUUCUGAAUGUGGCAAAUGUUAUGCAAACAAGAAAUGUCUUCAUAGACACACCAAAAUCCAUACUGGAGAAAAAUAUUUUAGUUGUCCUUAAUGGGGGAAACGAUUCUUAUACUUAAGUGUA
This is a messenger RNA of Erpetoichthys calabaricus (reedfish), 1623 nucleotides long. RefSeq names its product gastrula zinc finger protein XlCGF26.1-like. The coding region runs from base 4 to 1593 and encodes 529 amino acids. The record is from RefSeq and is a predicted model, not a curated record. The transcript has a single exon. NCBI's taxonomy places the organism in Eukaryota, Metazoa, Chordata, Cladistia, Polypteriformes, Polypteridae. Gene Ontology annotation, cellular component: nucleus.